Sodiomyces alkalinus F11 is the source of this 186-nucleotide messenger RNA. RefSeq lists its product as hypothetical. NCBI's taxonomy places the organism in Eukaryota, Fungi, Ascomycota, Sordariomycetes, Glomerellales, Plectosphaerellaceae. The coding region runs from base 1 to 186 and encodes 61 amino acids. The transcript has 2 exons. The record is from RefSeq and is a predicted model, not a curated record.
AUGUCUCGUCCUCCGGGGAUUCCGGGGUUCGGAGCCGAGACUCGGGGUCUACAGCGGGCUACCCUCGGCUACAGCGGGUCGCUGCCGAACCUGGCGGCCGAUGACCGCUGUGCUGAAAAGUGCGUUGGUGAUGCGUUUCUCAAACUUGGGGAAGGGAAAUUCGCCCUUGCGCAGUUUUCAACAUGA